CCACUUUCUAAUACAUCCUUAUAUAUGUGAGUUAGGAAUUUACUGAAGAUAUAGCUGCUCACUCUCAGGCAAUAGUGGACCAGUUCAACUCUCUAAGGGCUAAAGUACUUACAGUUUGUCAAUCGAGAAAUGCAGAUGCCCUAGAAGAGGCAGAAAAUGCCGAAGAAAGAGAAGAAAGAUCAUAUGGUGUUAUAAUGAUGGAGAGGCUAACUGGAAGUGUAGAAGGACGGAUAGAUCACAUGCUUCAGGAUAAAACAUUUGAACAUCCUUAUUUACAAGCCAUUGGAGCGCAUACAAAUUAUUGGAGGGAUUACGACACCGCCCUUUUCAUAUUGAAACACUUGUUUCGAGAUAUUCCUGAAGACCCUAACUCACCUGCAUCUUCAAGUGAAGACAACUCAAAGAGGGCUUCCAUCGGUUGGUCUGAUCAAAGAGAGACAGAAGAAGAACAACUUCCUCUGACAUUCUCCGACAGAAUGAUGGUUAGAAACUUCUCGAGGAAGGCUAAUAAGUUUAUAAAGAAGCGCUGAUUAUAUCCGAACUCAACCUCCGUCGUUAACCAUUUGCUGUCACUAACCAUGCUGCGGCAUUGAGGGUCAUAGCAUUCAUUCAAUUGGGAUACUUUUCAGGAGACUCUUGACAUUUUUGUUGGUCUGGAUUUACACGAGUUAUCAAGUGGUAAAAUUUAGCACUCGAACAAUAGAUGAUGGUUAUGCAAGUGUUUGUUAAGUGUAGUGUCUGACAG
Pistacia vera is the source of this 745-nucleotide messenger RNA. Its product is annotated as phospholipase SGR2-like. Gene Ontology annotation, molecular function: metal ion binding; glycerophospholipase activity. The record is from RefSeq and is a predicted model, not a curated record. Gene Ontology annotation, cellular component: cytoplasm. The transcript is spliced from 5 exons. The coding region runs from base 195 to 530 and encodes 111 amino acids. NCBI's taxonomy places the organism in Eukaryota, Viridiplantae, Streptophyta, Magnoliopsida, Sapindales, Anacardiaceae.